Molecule: messenger RNA, 2254 nt
Organism: Vombatus ursinus (common wombat)
Lineage: Eukaryota; Metazoa; Chordata; Mammalia; Diprotodontia; Vombatidae
Gene: SPRING1
Product: chromosome unknown C12orf49 homolog
Exons: 5
Coding region: 80-697 (205 amino acids)
Biological process (GO): positive regulation of SREBP signaling pathway
Source: RefSeq, a predicted model, not a curated record
UCGGAGCCCCCCUCCGCGAACCUAGGCCCUUGCACCCCCGGCCCCCGCGGGCUCGCCGCAGUCGGCAGCGGGGGCGGGAAUGGUGAACUUGGCGUCUAUGGUGUGGAGGAGGCUCCUGAGGAAGCGCUGGGUGCUCGGCUUGGUCUUCGGGCUGUCCCUCAUCUACUUCCUCACCAGCACCUUCAAACAGGAGGAGAGGGCGGUGAGAGACCGGAAUCUCCUCCAGGUUCAAGACCGCGAACAGCCCAUCCCGUGGAAAGUGCAGUUUAACCUGGGCAACAGCAGCCGUCCGAGCAACCAGUGUCGGAACUCCAUUCAAGGGAAGCUUCUCAUCACGGAUGAGCUAGGUUACGUCUGCGAAAGGAAGGACCUGCUCGUGAAUGGCUGUUGUAACGUCAAUGCCGCCAGCGCCAGGCGCUUCUGUUGUGAUGGCUGCUUGUCCAAUGGAUGCUGUGGCGCCUAUGAAUACUGCGUCUCCUGCUGCCUGCAGCCCAGCAAGCAAUUACUCCUAGAAAGGUUCCUCAACCAGGCUGCAGCGGCAUUCCAGAAUCUCUUCAUGGCUGUGGAAGAUCACUUUGAGCUGUGUCUGGCCAAAUGCAGGACUUCAUCUCAGAGUGUGCAGCAUGAGAACACCUACAGGGACCCCAUCGCAAAAUAUUGCUAUGGAGAGAACCCACCAGAGCUCUUCCCUGCAUGAUGGGGAGCCGGGGUACAAAAUUGCACCCAUGAGGCCAGAAUUUGGAGAAGGAAGAGUGUACCUGAAGACCUCAGCCUACUCUUGGGGGAGUGGUGAUGGUGGGGGGGGGUAUCUCUUCAGACUCAAAAUGAGCCCAUGGGUUAGAAGACUUACCCCUCCAGUGGGUGCUGGACCUCUGCCUGCCCCAGUGUGAGCUGGAGCAUGGUGCUGAAAGGGACCAUGAGGAACCUGGAACCCCUCCUUGGCUGCCCACCCUUCUCCCUGCGCUGAGCACCUUGGCCCUGCUGGGCAGACAAGUUCUCUCAAGCCGCAGCUCAGAUCGGUAUCCAGCCGGGUGGUUGGAACACCUCCAACAGAGCCGACAUCCUCCCUGGCCUCCCCUCCUUCCUCCAUUCACACAAAAGAGAACUGGGAGUUGUGCCCCUUUGGUUAGGCUUUGGGGUUCAAUAUUCCACUAGUGGCCGGAGCGCCAACUUUGUAUAUAACUGUAAAUUAUUUAUUGGACUGAUGUGAGAGAGUAGAAAAGAGGAGUAUUUCCUGCCGCCAAAACCUGUUGCCUUUCAGCUUCUAGUUAGAUGUGUCCCAGAGCAAAAGAUUAGAUUUCUGCUGAUUCCUUGUGUUAACAUGUUUUGUGAGUUAAAAGGAUCUAUUUGUAUACAUCAAAUCGUUUUUCUCUCAGGCCCAGACUUCUCCCACCAGGGCUCCAGUUUUUCAUCCAGUGAAAUGUCUUCAUGCCUAACACUUUUCGAUGUCGGUGAUGCCCUGUUAUCUUCAGCCUAAUGUACAAAAGAAUUCAAUACCUCCCAAGAGACUUGACUGCCCAAACCUCCAGCAGGCCGGCUGGUCUACCUUAGGUGUUGGCUCAUUCAGUGGCAUUCGAGAGGACGAUUUUACCCCAGGUCUCAUGCUGGAAUCUUCCUAGUUUCCGGUUCUCCACGACCAUGUUUUUGGUUGCUCCUUUGGGGGCAGCCUCGGGAAAAUCAGCCCCAUUUCUGUUAGGCGGGAUGGAAAUGGUGGGGACGUCCUUGCGGUGUGUGCCUGGCAGACCUGUGUCUCCCUCCGGCUGCAUCAGUGUCCCCGGCCCCUGCACUGAGCUCCAAACAGCUCCCAGCUUUGAGGGCCUCGGUCUGGUUUUAUGUACUAGCGCUAAGGGAUCUGUCACGGCAGGGAGUGUUUGCCUCUCUGCCGGCCGGUUGGUGUGUUGUGGUCCCCGGGAUAGUAAGAGUGACUCAGCCCUUUGACCUGAUGAAGCAUGGCCAUGUGAUUGUUUGUGAGGCAGGUGAAAGAGCGCUGGUCUGGGAGUCGCAGGACCCGAGGUGGAGUGUUCAGGACUCCACUUGCUUGAUAGGUGAUCUUUGGUAAAGUUUGCUCUAAUGUAAAAUGGCAGGGGUUGGGUUGAGUGAUCUGUACAGUUCCUUUUAAGCUUGAUUCUGUUUUAGCUCCCUGUCCCUCACAGCCAACCCCGCUCUUCUCCGUUCUGAUGCUUUCUUAAUCUGUCAUUCUGUGUGCCAGGAGCUCCUCUGCCCCGGCUUUGCUCUUUGCUCCAAGUGCUAAGCC